AUGUCUUCUUCGCUGCCUUUAGUUUCGGACCACUCGAAGGAAAAAUUACAAGACGUGCCGAUCAAAGUGCUGGAAAUGACUAAUCUGAAGAUGCUUUUCCUUGAAGGAAAUUUUUUGUAUAAAUUGCCUGAAGAUUUCUUCUGGAAACUGCCAAAGCUAGUGUGGCUCGACUUGAGGAACAACCAGUUAGAUUCAAUACCGAAAAGUAUCGCCCACCACGAGUACCUUGAGAAUUUACUGUUAACGAACAAUAAUUUAAAAAAAUUACCCAACGAAUUAGGUUUGCUAUCAAAACUGAAAGCUCUUCAAGUAUCUGAAAACCCCCUAAUAUAUCCAUCCAGAAAGGUUGUAGUAGAAGGAACCAAAGCAAUUAAAACGUACCUAAAGAAACAAUAUGAAAAAUCACUCCACGUCACAAAACCGCCAGAGGAAUCCAGAAAGGAGAGAAGUGAAAAAGAUCAGGAAAAAGAGGAACUGAUAAAAGUUCAAAAUUUCACAAGUAGCGAAGAAAGUGUGUCUGUCAAACCCAAAUACAAUAAAGCUAAGAAAAAAAAGGAAUCUAGCAAAGAAAUAAAGGAAGCCAUAAAAAAGAAAAUGGCUGACCCACGUGGCUUACAGCCAACUUUGAAAGUCAAGAAGCUGUCUCAUACCAGUAUAUCUAAAACAUUGGACAAGAACGAAGGGGAAAAGAAGAUCAAUGAACCCUUGAAGAUUGUUCACAAAAUCAGCAGAACUUGUGACACUAUUUCAUUGACAUCUUCUCUUGACAGAGUAGGAAUUAGAAACAUGGGCAAUAUUGCGGAAAGUGGCCUCAAAGAAGGAUGGUUAAAUCAAUUGAGAUUGAUUUUAAGUGACCAAGAAAGAAUUCUGCAACAAGAAAGAUCACUGAGGGCCCUCUCGGACUGGCGCACGAAGAAACGUGCCGAAACCCCGAAAGUGUUCAGAGAAAACAGCGACGCGAAUAAACCGGCGCCUCCGCCCUACGCCACUUACCCAGAAUACGCCAGGAUGCCGACGCGCGAGGCGCUGGCGGCCCAGCUGAACAUCUUCUUCAGGGAGAAGGGAUUGUCGAGGGCCGGCCUCAAAGACGGGAACACCUUGAACGUAGACAAAUUGAUAAACGAUUUGGUGGAGCAGCUCAAGGAAAUGGAACACACGUACGGCGUAACGCGAUCGCCCAGAUCGGAAAUUGAGGAGGCAGAGAGGCAAAUUAAAAUGAUUACUGACAUACACAAGAAACUUCUACAACUGAAAUCUAGUAAUAACAUGGCAAUCUAA
Messenger RNA from Anoplophora glabripennis (Asian longhorned beetle), 1278 nucleotides. RefSeq names its product leucine-rich repeat-containing protein 27-like. The coding region runs from base 1 to 1278 and encodes 425 amino acids. The record is from RefSeq and is a predicted model, not a curated record. The transcript has 4 exons. Gene Ontology annotation, molecular function: protein binding. NCBI's taxonomy places the organism in Eukaryota, Metazoa, Arthropoda, Insecta, Coleoptera, Cerambycidae.